This is a messenger RNA of Rhizophagus irregularis DAOM 181602=DAOM 197198, 597 nucleotides long. The record is from RefSeq and is a predicted model, not a curated record. NCBI's taxonomy places the organism in Eukaryota, Fungi, Glomeromycota, Glomeromycetes, Glomerales, Glomeraceae.
UUACUAUAUAAUUUAGUAUUUGUUUUCUACCAAACGAUAAAGCAACUAAUAUGGUGCUUAAAAGAAUUAAUAAAGAAAUGCAAUAUUCAGUAUUAAACACGCCGACAUUUUGUAGUAUCAGUUAUUUUGACGAUAAUCUUUUCCAUUGGCAGGCUACAAUUAUUGGCCCUUCUGACUCCCCAUACUCGGGUAGUAUAUUUUUUCUUGAUAUUUAUUUUCCAUCAAAUUAUCUGCUUAAACCACCAGAGAUUUGGUUUAUAACAAGGAUCUAUCAUCUGAAUAUUGACAAUCGUAAAUCGGUUAUAGUUGCAAAUCUUUUAUAUAUAAAUUUUAAUCAAACUUUUAUUACUCAAACUUUUGUCAAUUUGUCAAUUGUUAACUUACCCAAACCAAGGCGAUCCACUUGUACCUGAAAUUGCUAGUGUGUAUAAGAAUGAUCAUAAUCGUUAUGAAGCUAUUGCACGGGAAUGGACUCGCAGAUACACAUAACUUUUGCUUUUUUUUUAAUUAUCUAAAUAUAUAUGUAUUUUUUCUUAUAUGAUAUGAUAGUGUAAUUAUCCGAAUUAAAUCAUUUGUAUAUUCGGUUUUGAAUUUCGC